Molecule: messenger RNA, 1443 nt
Organism: Cavenderia fasciculata
Lineage: Eukaryota; Evosea; Eumycetozoa; Acytosteliales; Cavenderiaceae
Exons: 1
Coding region: 1-1443 (480 amino acids)
Biological process (GO): fatty acid metabolic process
Cellular component (GO): membrane
Molecular function (GO): glycerophospholipase activity
Source: RefSeq, a predicted model, not a curated record
AUGUCAGAUCCACAAUUCAUAUUUAAAACUAUAUUGUCUGCACAAGAUGUACUAGUAAGUGGUAGACGUAAAUCUAUCCCAAUUGUAGUUUUACUCUAUGGAUUAUGUAUUUUUACUGUACUCCCAUUACUUUUUAAAUAUGUAAUAAUUCCACCCGUUGUGAUAGUCAAUCAUCUACUUGGAUACUUGGUACCCAUACUAUCUUUUUUAAUCGUAUUGGGUGCUAAUUGUUUCGCCCUUUACAUCAUUGCUUCAUAUCAACGAUUUCGACCAGCCAUACCAUUCAUUUUACUUUGUUUCUUUAAAACUUUUGCCAUUUCAUCUAUUGUUUCAUACAUCAUUACCGCACUGCUACCAGCUAUUUUGUUAACCUUUUUAUGUAGUUGUCUUGUUUUACUAGACCAUCCAUUCAAAAAAUACUUUUCACCAAAGGUUGCUGGUGGUUUGGACUCGGAUUAUUUCAAGCAUUAUGCAGAUACGAUCGAUCCCUUACAAAAACCAAAGAUUAUUGUGGUGAUGGAAGCUGGUCCAAGAUCAAUUCUUCUCUUUUGGAUGUAUAAACAAUUAAAAGAACAUUUACAAAGACACAAUAAUCUCAAGAUUGAUAUGGUCGUUGCUACAUCGGUUGGUGGAACGAUACCCAUUUUAGAUUUAGUUGGUCAUUGCUAUGAAAAGAAUAUAAUACAUAUCUCACAGAACCUAGGUCCACUGUUUGGUAUGUGGAAUACAAGAAAAUACUCAAAUAUAAACGAACCAUUCAACCUAGACACAUCACCAAUACCCGAGAAUAUUUUGGAUCGAUCUUUACCAGGCCAACAAUCAAAAAUCAAAGUUGCUAUAGUAGCAGCUACAAAAGACAAAAGAGAUAAAAUAAUCAGACCAUUUCUUUUCAAAAAUUAUCAUGAACAACCAAUGUCUGACGAUGGGAAGACCCCAUUGAUUCAAGGUACCCACUCAUCAAUGAGGUUUGCAUUGGAGGCAUGUUGGUCGAUUCCAAGCUACAGGAAACCAAUCUUGGCUAUCAAUGGAUCAGACAUUAUCGAAGGUUCAAUCAUCGCUGCCAAUCCUUUGGAAAUAGCAUUGCAUGAAGCAAAGUUAAUGUUUCCAAAUAAUCCACUCUACAUUUAUUCACUUGGCACUGGAAGAAAACCACCACACGAAAAAAAUGCACUAGAGACAUACUCUGACUCUGUUGAAGGUCCACAAGAGAUGAAUGGAACCAUUGAUGAUUUAUAUAGAUUAAUCAUGGUACCACAUCUAAGGUUUCAAGCUUGGAUCAAUAGAGUUGGAGCUGGAAAGAUUAAAUACCAUAGAAUUGAACCAGACCUACCAGAUAUUGCAUUAGAUGAUCCAGAAUUACAAGUUAAAAUGUAUCAAUCAAGAAUUCAAAUGUCUAUUACUGUUGCAAUGUCAAUGAUACCUGUACCAUUCAUUUAUGAUUAA